CAAAAUAUAACUGUCAAACGUCAAAUAGAAGUGAUUUUGCAUUUUCUCCAACAAAACUCGUUUAAAACUCGAUUUAUAAACACAAAGAAGCCGUUUUUUGCUUAAAUAGUUCGCAAUUUUCCUCGAUCAUCAUCGCGAUAUAAAAGAAAUAUUCUAAAUUAUAAUUUUGGUGUAAUUCUUUAAAGAAAUGGAUCGUCUUUUGAGGUUAGGUGGAGGAAUGCCCGGUUUAGCCCAAGCUCCGCCGCCGAGCGAUGCCCCCGUUGUUGAUACAGCCGAGCAAGUUUACAUCUCAUCUUUGGCGUUAUUAAAAAUGUUAAAACACGGUCGAGCUGGUGUUCCAAUGGAAGUUAUGGGACUUAUGCUUGGUGAAUUUGUUGAUGAUUACACGGUGCGUGUUAUUGAUGUAUUUGCUAUGCCUCAAACUGGUACUGGGGUUAGUGUAGAAGCUGUUGAUCCUGUGUUUCAAGCAAAAAUGUUGGAUAUGUUAAGACAAACUGGUAGACCAGAGAUGGUUGUUGGUUGGUACCAUUCUCAUCCAGGUUUUGGGUGUUGGUUAUCAGGUGUUGAUAUAAACACCCAACAAUCAUUUGAAGCUCUCUCAGAACGUGCAGUGGCUGUAGUUGUGGAUCCAAUUCAAUCAGUGAAAGGAAAAGUUGUUAUUGAUGCUUUUCGAUUAAUUAACCCAAACAUGAUGGUGUUGGGGCAAGAGCCAAGACAAACAACAUCAAAUUUAGGCCACCUUCAAAAGCCUUCUGUUCAAGCUUUAAUUCAUGGUUUAAACCGGCAUUAUUACUCAAUUAGUAUAAAUUACCGUAAAAAUGAAUUGGAACAAAAAAUGUUGUUAAAUUUGCAUAAAAAGUCUUGGAUGGAUGGUUUAACCUUGUCGGAUUAUAAAGAAAAUUGCUCUGUAAACCAAAAAACCGUCUCUGAUAUGCUAGAGUUAGCUAAAAAUUACAACAAAGCUUUAGAGGAUGAGGAAAAAAUGACCCCCGAACAACUAGCGAUUAAAAACGUUGGAAAACAAGACCCGAAAAGACAUUUAGAGGAAAAAGUCGAUUUAUUAAUGACUAAUAACAUCGUGCAAUGUCUUGGAGCUAUGUUGGAUACUGUUGUGUUUAAGUAAAAAUGGAUUUUUUUACUUAUUUAAGGCAUAAAAUGUAUUUUUUUAAUUUUUUGGUUUUAUUUUUUCGCAUUUUUUUCUUUUUGAUUAAUCUGUAUUAUUUUAGUGCGGAAUAAAAAGAAUUUUUCAGAAAUAA
This is a messenger RNA of Onthophagus taurus, 1256 nucleotides long. RefSeq names its product Regulatory particle non-ATPase 11 (gene Rpn11). Gene Ontology annotation, molecular function: metallopeptidase activity; protein binding. NCBI's taxonomy places the organism in Eukaryota, Metazoa, Arthropoda, Insecta, Coleoptera, Scarabaeidae. The record is from RefSeq and is a predicted model, not a curated record.